Molecule: messenger RNA, 1794 nt
Organism: Rhinichthys klamathensis goyatoka
Lineage: Eukaryota; Metazoa; Chordata; Actinopteri; Cypriniformes; Leuciscidae
Exons: 14
Biological process (GO): cell surface receptor protein tyrosine kinase signaling pathway; intracellular signal transduction
Molecular function (GO): sulfotransferase activity
Source: RefSeq, a predicted model, not a curated record
CCUUCUCAUCCUCCUCUUCCUCCUCCCUCCUCCUCCUCUUCUUCCUCCUCCUCCUCCGCGAGGCUCCGCCCCCCCGCCCGCCGACGCCACACCCCGCCUCCCCGACGUCAUCAUCAUCGGCGUGAGGAAGGGCGGCACGCGCGCGCUCAUCGAGAUGCUAAGCCUCCACAGCGAGGUCGUGGCCGCGCAGAACGAGGUGCACUUCUUCGACUGGGACAGUCACUUCCAGCGCGGCGUGGACUGGUACGUGUCUCAGAUGCCGCGCGCGCGGCCGGGUCAGCUGACGGUGGAGAAGACGCCGGCGUACUUCACGUCCAGCCGCGUCCCCGAGCGAAUCCUGCAAACCCUUCCCGACGUGCGGCUAAUGCUAAUCGUGCGCGAGCCGACGGAGCGCCUGCUGUGCAGCUCUUCCACAACCGCCUGGAGAAGCGCAAACGCCAGGAGUCGCUGGAGGCGUUGCUAAUGCGCGACGGCGAGCUCAACCUGGACUACAAGGCGCUGAACCGCAGCCUGUACCACGUGCACCUGCAGCGCUGGCUCGCCGUGUUCCCCCGCGCGCGGCUGCACCUGGUGGACGGAGACGCGCUGAUCCGCGACCCGCUGCCGGAGAUGACGAGGGUGGAGCAGUUCCUGCAGCUCGAGCCGCAGAUCAGCGCCUCGCACUUCUACUUUAACCAGACCCGCGGCUUCUACUGUCUGCGCGAGCGCCGGCGCCAGCGCUGCCUCCACCGCUCCAAGGGACGCACACACCCGCGCGUCAGGCCCGAGGUCCUGCGCAAACUCCAGCAGUACUUCCACGAACCCAACCUGAAGUUCUUCCAGCUCGCCGGACAGACGUUCGACUGGAAGUACAGCUGUCCUGCUGAACGAGCCACCAAGAGUCGCAUCAUCACUGCAGAUGUGGUGCAGGCUCCUCCUCGACCCCUGCGCGUUCUGCCAGGAUGUAAAGGACCCGCCAUCAACAGAGACCUCAAACCUGGGAGACUCCCGAAGAGUGCAUCAGCUGGGAGACUGGAGUCCAUGGGAUCCGCCGACAGGGCCGUCGCCGUCACUCAGAGAUACAUGAAUAAUCUCUGUCUAUUUCACCCUGAGGUUAAAACAACACAACCUUCUGCAGGUCGCGCGUCUCACAGGUUUUCUCUGGAUCUGGACUCUCAGGAUCUGGACAGUGCCUGUGACAGCGACAGCAGCUCGUCCGAAUCUCACGCGAGGAAAACACAACAUCACGAGUGGCCGCCGACGAGAGGAGAAGCUCACGGCAGCUUUACCAGCCACAGCAAACCUGCUCAGGGGCUGGCGGAGCAGAACUGGUAUGUCGGGUCGGUCAGUCGAGUGGAGGCAGAACACGCUCUUCAUCUCGUGAACCGGGAAGGAGCUUUUCUAGUGCGCGACUGCUCUAAGAACACUACCCACGAGCCCUUGGUCCUCGGCGUGUUUUACGACAAGCGGGUUUUUAACAUCCAGAUCCGCUUCAGCGAGGACAUCAGCAAAUACACUCUGGGAACGGGCCUCCGAACCAACGACAGGUUCGACUCGGUCACCGACAUCAUCAAGUUCCACUCCAUCUUCCCCAUCGUCCUCAUCGACGGACGCAAAACUUCUGCAGCGACCAAUCAGAAGAGACAGUGUGUCCUGAUGUACCCAAUCACGAAGCAGGAUCUGGCGGCGCUGCUGGACUGAGCAAACGCAAGCAACAUCUACAGGACUUCAACUGACCUUUGACCUUAACAAGAGCACCAAUCAAAAGAGCUCAUUUGCAUGUUAAUCAAUAACAAAAAAGCAUGCUAAUGCACU